AUGGAUGAAUAUGAAGUGAACCCAGAUGCUCUACAGAAUCAACCUCCUGAGAUCAUGGCUUCUGCCAGUAGUUUUGUUAAUCGUCCUACUCCGAAUUCUCCUGUGUUACAACUUGUACAACGUGAAAUUAAUAGGAGCAGAACAAUGGGAGGCAAAUGUGAGACCAAGUCAAGAGGACGAUACUGGUACCUACGGAGCCUUGGAGAUCACAAUUUACCACCUGCUCGUUGCGUGUUAUCACUGAACAUGGUCCUCCUGUGCACACAUAACGGCCAUGGAAGGUCAUGUGUCGCUCUUUGA
Messenger RNA from Necator americanus (New World hookworm), 300 nucleotides. RefSeq lists its product as uncharacterized. Lineage: Eukaryota; Metazoa; Nematoda; Chromadorea; Rhabditida; Ancylostomatidae. The transcript has 2 exons. The coding region runs from base 1 to 300 and encodes 99 amino acids. The record is from RefSeq and is a predicted model, not a curated record.